AGACUUCUUUCGCUCAGUCCUAUCGCUAGGCUUCGUUCGGUUCAGUUCGAAUAAUGUGGCAAAUUUUGCGCGAUUCCCAGAAUGUGCCCGCGCUCAAUUGGUGAACAUUCAGCUGGCGCUUGAUUUACUGCUUCGGACCCAGUCGUGGCCCCUUCUUGGGUUACCUCCAUUCAUGCGAUAGGGUCAUAAACAAUGAGUGGAGGCAGUAUUGUGACGCGAACAAGGGCGGCAUGAUUUCACGUUUGUUUAUUUUAACAGCUGGCGCUCGGUUGGGACCGUUCCCAUCGAUAGCAUGAGCAGUCGACAUACGCCCGACGAGAUAACGUGCGACGGAUUGUGGAAUUGCGCCUAAAACGUGACCAGGUGGUGUGGGACUUCCAAAUCUAAUCGAAGAAAAAAAGCCAGUCAAACAAUAACAAAGGGAAACUGGUGCAGCUUAUUGAGUGACUUUGUUACCAUAACCUCUAUUUGGAAUUCACCGAGCGGGGAAAAACCAACAGGGAAAGUGAGCCAAGAAAAAUAAAUUGACGCGUUCGUUAUCAGGAAAAUUGAUUUCAGUGUGCGAUUAUGGUAAUUUCCAUAAGUUAGUGGUGGAAAUUGAGGAAAGGAAUUAAUUAUAAUCGAAUCAAAAUAAUGAAUUUGUUUCUACCCUUCUAAGUGGGGGGGUUCGUCAAAAGGAAAAGAAAUCAAACGGCUUCAUAUCAGCCGUCGUCGCACAAAGUAGAUGACGAAUUUGCUAAGUGGAUGAAUGAAUAUCAAUCGCUCGUCAUCACCCUCUUCGGGAGGUCAUUAGCUACGGAAUAAGGGGUGCCAUAGUCGUAGAGCUUAGCGCCAUCUAGAUAUAACACUGCCUUUCUAGAGCUUGGAUUGCUGGAGCCGUUCCCGUCGUGCAUGCAUAAGAAGUGUGUUUGUGUAUCAUGUUUGGAGUGCGGGGAUUCGGUCUACUUGUUGUGGCAACCGCCAACCCGAAGAAGAUCCAACGAAGAGGGUAAUAAUGUAAUAAAUUCUUGUGGAAAGUACAAUUUCGUGACAAUCGGCAAUAAAAACAUUUCAAACAAAGAAAACCAAAAGUGUAAAAACCGGUAGAACACAAGCGAAAGCAGAAAAUAAAACGGAAAGGAAAUAUCUACGCCCCGCAUUGCUCCCUUCUUGAAUGGGAGCCGGAAGUACCUCCCCUGCUCUUUUCCUACAGACCAGACGGUGUCGGCCUCAGCCGCACGCCAGUUACCGUCUCGUGGAGUGUGAGAGAGAAAUAUUUAUUAUGCAAGGAUAAAGUGAAGUGAGAAAAUCCAAAGUGUUUUAUUUUUCCUGCACUCGUUCACACUCUCGGUCUGAAUCCUGGCACUGGGUCUGUUUUACUUCGUCUUGGAUUGGUGCACUGAAAUCGUGAAACAUUUGUUCGCUGCAUACACACACAAUAUGGAUAGUACCGGCGCUUAUCCUUCGCUGUGGCGCAACCAUCAUCGGGUGCAAUACCAUCGCCAUCAUCGCCAUCAUUAGGGGAUCCGCCAACACUACUCACCAGGGUGUUCAAAUGUUAUGCUCUGUGCCGAAUUCUGGACACAUCAAUUUUGAAUGCAAGGCUCCCACCCCGCGGCACGAGAAAAGGGAAAAGAAACAACCCCCAACCCAGGAAAGCGAGGGGCCUGCUCGAACGUUGCUGGCAUGAAAGCAUUAACAUCGAGUGCAAUGCUGCUUGCAAGUGUUCUGCUGAUUUUAAAUGGAUUUCUCAUCACAAGCACGCACAGCGAGGAAGAAGAUCCUGUCGAGGAUAACAAUUCGUAUAUUCUAGAUAAGGAUCUACCAAAAUUCGGUGAGCCAAUCCAAAACCUAACGGUGGCCGUUGGCAGAGAGGCGGUGCUGAUUUGCGUGAUUGAUAACCUUCAAACGUAUAAGGUUGCCUGGCUCCGGGUGGACACCCAAACGAUUUUAACGAUACAAACGCACGUGAUCACCAAGAAUCACCGAAUGACGAUUACGCACGUAGAAGGUCGCAAAUGGGUGCUCCGAAUAAAGGACGUCAAAGAAUCCGACAAGGGAUGGUACAUGUGCCAGGUUAACACCGACCCGAUGCGGAAUCAAAUUGGCUUCCUGAAUGUUGUCGUGCCUCCGAACAUCCUGGACUAUCCCACCAGCACGGACAUGGUGGUACGAGAAGGCAGCAACGUGACGCUGAAAUGUGCAGCAUCAGGAUCCCCCCAGCCGGUUAUUAUGUGGCGCAGGGAGGGUAACGAGCCAAUUAGUUCGGAUGCUUCCAGUCAUAACACAUCAACGUUUUCCAUUCCACGGGUGAACCGGCUAGACAUGGGAGCAUAUUUGUGUAUCGCUUCCAACGGGAUUCCGCCAUCAGUCAGCAAACGUGUUAUGUUGAUAGUGCACUUUGCUCCCAUGAUCUGGAUACAGGACCAGCUAGUAGGGGCAGCUCUGGGUCAGCGUCUCACCCUGGAAUGCAACUCGGAAGCCUUCCCCAGAUCAAUCAACUAUUGGAUGAAGAACGACACAAUCAUAACUCAAGGCAAACGGUUCGAGCCAACGACGCACGAAGCUAGCAAUUACAAAGUAAUAAUGAAGCUCACGAUUAAGGAAGUCGACAUCGGUGACUUCGGCACAUACAAAUGUGUGGUCAAGAACUCCCUUGGCGAAACGGACGGAUCAAUCAAAGUAUAUCAUAUUCCGUCGACUACAACAACCCCCACAAGUCCUCCAACAACAACAGUGUGGCCAACAACAACUGACUUUCCUUAUCGUAAAAAUCAUAAAAAUAAAAUCUAUAGGCCGAUGGACGAGUACUCGUCUGCGAAUAAGAUUCUAUCGAGUGACAGUGGUGAUACAUGGAGCAUAGAUUUACCAAAAGACAAAGAACGCUACAGGGAAAACUCCGCUACUCUCGAAGAUCAGCGCGAGAAAGAAGCAUUCGUGGACAACGAUACAGCCUCGAAUGCACGCUCUACUUCGCCUCUCCAUUUUAAGGAGCUGACUCUACUCCUCGCGUUGCUUAUGAUGAUGUUCCACCUGAGGUGAUCGGCUUGGCAGUGUCAGUGGAACCACUGCGACAAAUGUAAGCUGAAUAAAUAAAUUAAUUUAAUUGAAUUGCUGAUAAUCCAAAGGACAUACUGAAAUGAUUUAUGCUCAGCAACAGGAAGACGACAGCAUAGAUCUAGACAAAACACAAAUAGAGAAGCAUAACUGAGAAUUUAAUGUUAUACAAUAAAGGUAAUUGAAUUUUGUAAUAAAACGA
Messenger RNA from Armigeres subalbatus, 3238 nucleotides. Its product is annotated as lachesin-like. Bases 1576 to 3021 code for a protein of 481 amino acids. Lineage: Eukaryota; Metazoa; Arthropoda; Insecta; Diptera; Culicidae. Gene Ontology annotation, cellular component: neuron projection. The record is from RefSeq and is a predicted model, not a curated record. The transcript is spliced from 13 exons.